This is a messenger RNA of Lodderomyces jiufengensis, 1023 nucleotides long. RefSeq lists its product as uncharacterized. The coding region runs from base 1 to 1023 and encodes 340 amino acids. Lineage: Eukaryota; Fungi; Ascomycota; Pichiomycetes; Serinales; Debaryomycetaceae. The transcript has a single exon. The record is from RefSeq and is a predicted model, not a curated record.
AUGGAAAAUUUCCAAGCAAUACUAGAGGAUAGUUUCAAAAGUAUUCAAGAGCUAAAUGAUUACAAUCAGAGGCUAGCAAGCAAAGAGUCACUAGAUACAACAGUAUUAAAUUCAAUCAAGAAAAAAUUCAUAUUAGAUUCAGUUAAAUUACAACGAACUUUCCAACAAUACAAAAACUGGGAAAUAGAAACUAAAAAGAAUUAUAUAAAUAACGAUUUAGUAGAUUAUAAUAAAACAGUAUCAGAAAUAGCAAAAGCAAAUCAAAAAUUAGAUGAAACUACAAAAGUAUAUGAAAAAUUAUCAUCAACUUUAAAAUUACCUGAGUUUGCAGUCAAUGUUAAAACUAUACAAGCAUCAAAUAAUGAAAAAUUAAUUAAAAUAAGUGAAAAAUUUAUCAACACGGAGGAACCAAUUGAAAAUAUAAGAUUAAAUCAAUUAUUUGCAUUGAAUUCUAAAAAUGAAGAUACUGAAUUAUUAUUCCCAGACAUCGAUAUAAUUCGAAAUUUAAUCAAUUUAGAAUUGAAGCAAAGGAUCAAAAGUAGAGUCAUAUUGGAAAUAUUGACAUCUAUAAAAUCGAAAUUAGAAAGAGGUAACAGAACUUGGAUUCAAGAAGAUAAUAAUUUGAAAAACUUUUUAGAUGUUAAAUUCAAAGAAGUUGUGGAAAGAGUUGAAAAAAUUAAAGACGCUGAUUCAAAAGCUAAAGAAGAAGAAGAUGAGGAUGAUGAACUGGAGGAUGAAAGAGAUGAAGAAAAUAGAAGAAAUAGAGAAGUACAUGAGGAAGAAGAAGAUUACGUACAUGAAGAACAAGCAUUAAUAGAAGAAAGUGAAGCUGAAGAUGUAGAUGAAGAAGAAGCAAAACAAGAAGAAGAAGUGGAGGAAGAAAUGGAUGUACAAGAAGGUGAAGAGAAUGAAGAACCAGAGGAAAUAAAGCAAUCAGAAAACACAACAAUAAGUUCUGAAUUAUCUGAACUAUCUGAUGCUCCUGAUGAUGACGAUGACGAUGGUAUGCUACUUGAUAGUUGA